AUGAAGAAGAACUGCUUUCUGUGUAAAUUCUUCAAGAACAUGAGAAAAACUUAUAAUGAGAAGGCAGCAGUUGACUGGAAGAACGGCAACGGCGAACAGCAAGAUUUCAACGAGAAUUCGAGAAAUCGAAGACCUUGGAAGAUGUACAAUUUUCGGACGAGAGCUAAACGAGCAGAAUUAUUGGAUAAACCUGAUGAUGAUCCCAGUGAUUGUGAAGUACAGUCUGACCCAGGCUCCGAACAAAAUUUAUCAGACGUGGGUGACAGCGACAGCAGUUUUUUCGACGAAGAUGACCUCCAAGACGCAAUUGAAACUGAACGGGCUUCAACAUCUCGUAAACGUCCAGCAGGCAAAAAUCUAACUGGAGCUGCUCCUGAAAAAUCGGGUAAACGUGGUCGCCCAUGCAGUAAAUUAUAUGGCAAAAAUAAAUUUGCUUGGGAAACGAGAAUCGUCGAACGAAGAUCAGAUCGUAUAACCAUUGAUGCAGUUCCGUAUGAAGCAAGCUUGGCGGAUGAAGCUGUCAAUUUGAAUUCGCUGGAGGAGUUUUGGGAUCUCUUGCUCAAUCGAGAAAUUAUUGACAUAAUCGUUCAAAACACGAAUGCAAAAAUCGAAGAGGUUUGUGCUCCACUGAUUGCUGAAGGCAGAGCACAAACGUACCACCACCACACUGACGCUCUUGAAAUCAGAGCCUAUAUCGGUGUUUUGUAUUAUGCUGGAUUAUGGAAGUCUUCUCAUGUGGACAACAACGAGCUCUGGGAUAAAAAAAACGGAAUCUACUUCUACAGGGGUGUCUUUCCUCGAAUGCGGUUUGAAUUUCUCCAGUCUUGUUUGCGUUUUGAUACACGAGAGAAUAGAGAUCCAGAUGACCGAUUUUCGCCAAUCAGAAUGAUUUGGUCCAUUUUCAACAAUAACUGCAGCAAGUAUUACAAUCCAAGCAGUCAAUGUACUGUUGAUGGACAAUUGCUUGGAUUCAGGGGCCGCUGUGUAUUUCGAAUGUACAUCAAAUCUAAACCGGACAAGUACGGAUUGAAGCUGAUAACUCUCAACGAUGCUUCAACCGCCUAUCUGAUCAACGCUAUCCCGUACCUGGGUAAAAACAUGGCCCUUGAUAAUCCCGAGAAGAUUCCCAGCGGAGAGUACUUUUUUCAAGCCGUAACGGCUCCAAUUCACGGCACCAAUCGCUCAGUGACGUGCGACAAUUGGUUCACUACGAUCCCUCUCUUGAACAGAAUGUUGAAAGAUCCCUUCAAAAUGUUUCUGACUGGAACUAUCAGGAAAAAUAAACGUGAGAUUCCUCUGGAGAUGAAAGUGACGUCAAAAAAUCCCCCCGAGACCAAAUUUUGUCACACCAAACAGAUCACUCUGCUCUCCUACACACCGAAGAAGAACAAAAUCGUCUUGGUGGCUUCGACUUAUCUUCAUACCCGAGAGAUAACGGAUGGCAAGCCGAAUAUCAUUCUGCAUUACAAUGAUACGAAAGGAGGGACGGAUACCUUCGAUCAAUUGUGCCACGCCUACACAGUCUCUCGCAGAACGAACAGGUGGCCGAUGCGAAUUUUCUUCGGGAUGCUGGAUCAAGCAGCAGUAAACGCACAUAUUCUGUGGAAACUCAAAGCUGGUGACACUCCAGAAUCCACUACUGCGAUCACUGUUCUAAAAAAAUUGAUUGAUCAUCUCACCGUACCCAUGCUUCAAAAGCGAUUGACCGAACCGUGUCUGCGAAAAGAGCUGCGAAUGGUCAUCACAGGCCUUCUCAAAAUUGACAAUGAACCUUAUCUGGACCACCUGCGUAAAGUCUACUUUGAACCUCCACGAAGGUGCAUGGAAUGCACUCGGAACAGAGACAAGAAAUCCCGCUACGGGUGUUGGGCUUGCGAGAAGGUGCUCUGCGACGACCAUCGCAUAACACUGUGUCCGAGUUGUGUUGGUCAAUGA
Molecule: messenger RNA, 1935 nt
Organism: Diachasma alloeum
Lineage: Eukaryota; Metazoa; Arthropoda; Insecta; Hymenoptera; Braconidae
Product: piggyBac transposable element-derived protein 4-like
Exons: 3
Coding region: 1-1935 (644 amino acids)
Source: RefSeq, a predicted model, not a curated record